AUACAACACGUAAUAAUAUAUUUAAUGAUUGAUGAAAAGAAAGAGCUAGUUUUACUUUUACUUUUACCCAUUCUUCCCAAAUCCAAACGCGUCACUGACUACUAACUCCAGUCAACACCUACACGUACAAAAGACAGAGUCUUUUACCAGACCACCACACUCAGGACAAGACAUGAGUGGAGAAGGCGAAGAAGAAGAAGACAUUUCAAAAAGCGAGAGAGGAAGAAGAAAAAUCUAGACACGGAGAGAAACAAAGAAAAAUUAUCUAAAAUUCUCUGUAUCUAUCUGUUUGAAUUCAAAGAGACAACAAUCAAAAUCCAUUUCUUUCUCCACUUUCUCAAGUAAUCAUCUUUCUAUAUACCCACAGAAAAAUCUCACUCCCCCUUUUUAUAGAAUUCCAAGUUAUGAAACCUAAAUCAUUUUUAUCUAAUCUAUUGAAACCAUUUAAAUCAGAGAAAGAUACAUCAAAAGAAGAAGACUUAGAGAAACUAGCAGCUCAAGAACAAAAACAAUUCUAUUACGAAACUCUUGUCACAGCAACUAAAGAUUUUCAUUUUAGUAAUAAACUUGGUGAAGGUGGAUUUGGUCCUGUUUUCAAGGGGAAAUUGGAAGAUGGAAGAGAAAUAGCAGUGAAGAAAUUAUCACAUAGUUCAAGACAAGGGAAGAAAGAAUUCAUGAAUGAAGCUAAAUUACUGGCACGUGUCCAACAUAAGAACAUUGUUAGUCUAUUGGGUUUCUGUACACAUGGUGUUGAGAAGCUACUUGUUUAUGAAUAUCUUCCCCAUGAAAGCUUGGAUAAGUUUCUCUUCAAUAGUAAGAGAAGAGAUGAGCUUGAUUGGAAGAGAAGGUAUGACGUCAUAGCAGGUGUUGCAAGAGGAAUGGUUUACUUACACGAGGAUUGUCACAUAUGUAUCAUACACCGCGACAUCAAAGCCAGUAACAUCUUGCUUGAUGAUAAGUGGGCUCCAAAGAUUGCUGAUUUUGGCAUGGCUCGUCUAUAUCCUGAAGAUGAAACACAUGUAAACACACGAGUCGCUGGUACGAAUGGAUACAUGGCCCCUGAGUAUGUGAUGCAUGGAAACUUAUCAGCUAAAGCAGAUGUGUUUAGCUUUGGAGUGGUGGUGUUGGAGUUAAUAAGCGGCCAGAAGAAUUCUUCAUUUAAUCGAGAUCCUGAUGUCAGUUGCCUACUUGAGUGGGUAUGGAAGCUGUACAAGACUGGACGGAGCGCAGAAAUUAUUGACCCAGCAUUGGCUCCACUGGGAGAAUCUUCUGUUGAACAAAUUAAAAUGUGCAUACAGAUCGGGCUGUUGUGCUGUCAAGCUGGCCCAUCUCUAAGACCUCCCAUGCGACGUGUUGUGGUGUUGCUAUCAAAAAAGCCAGGUUCCCUUGAAGAGCCACAAAGACCUGGUUACCCUGGUUCAAGAUAUAGGAGAACUUCUGGGGCAUCAUCUCAAACUAGUUCAUCACGCUCUUGUCCCACCCACAAAGCUGCUGCAAGUUUCGCUUCCAAUCCUGGAUCUUCCAGCGGUUCUUCCUUGAAUACAUACGGUUCUACCUUCAAUACAAACACAAACACUGUCUCAACUUCUUCAAUUACAAGCCCCAUUCCACGACCUCAUGGGAAAGAACCGAUCCAAGAAUAGAAUAAAUUUCCAUAGUUUUGCUGAUUAUUCUUUUUGUAUAUAUACAGAUAGUUUAGUUGCCUUGUUGCUAUCUUUUUCUUAGGAGUGAUGCUGUUUUCUGCGCCAUUAUCGGACAUAUUCAAAUCACAUGAUCUUAUAAAGUGGUGUCUGUAGGAUUGCAACUAUUCUUAUUCGCAUGUAAAUGUCAGGUGAGAACAGAAAGAGCUACCUAGUUGGAAGCCAAAAGUGUGUAGGCUUUAAUUUUUCAUAUAUUCUUUGAUUCAUUUAAUGGGUACUGUUUAGUUUGACUGGA
Molecule: messenger RNA, 1935 nt
Organism: Papaver somniferum (opium poppy)
Lineage: Eukaryota; Viridiplantae; Streptophyta; Magnoliopsida; Ranunculales; Papaveraceae
Product: cysteine-rich receptor-like protein kinase 10
Exons: 6
Coding region: 405-1643 (412 amino acids)
Biological process (GO): protein phosphorylation
Molecular function (GO): protein kinase activity; ATP binding
Source: RefSeq, a predicted model, not a curated record